AUGCAAUAUCGUCCAUCUGCCGCCAUGAACAACUUGAACCGCAUCUUGGUCCGUCAAAACCCGCAAACCCGCAUAGCAAAUCGGGUUAUCAAACCCUGCGACGUGUUCCUCAACCAUAGAGGAAUCGACACGAAGCGAACGGUGGCUACUUUGCUUUAUGAUCAUUUGUCUCGGCUUAACUUACGCCCGUUCUUGGAUAACAAGAACAUGAAGCCGGGUGACAAAUUAUUUGACAAGAUUAAUAGUGCCAUCAAGGGUUGCAAAGUUGGCGUUGCUGUGUUUUCGCCUCAUUACUGUGAAUCAUAUUUUUGCCUCCAUGAAUUGGCCCUUAUCAUGGAGUCGAAGAAGAAGGUUAUCCCGAUAUUUUGUGACAUCAAACCCUCGGAACUUCGCGUUCCGGAUAAUGGAAAAUGCCCGGCAAAUGAAAUUCAGAGAUUUAACUGGGCUCUUGAAGAGGCCAAGUACACCGUCGGGCUCACGUUCGAUUCCUUAAAAGGGAACUGGUCAGAAGUGGUGACAAAUGCAUCAGAUAUAGUGAUCAACAGUUUAAUGGAGAUUGAGUCUGAAGAGAAGAGGUUGAUCAGGCGCAGGAACAAUAUUAAUGCCCCAAUGACCAUCUGA
Mangifera indica (mango) is the source of this 621-nucleotide messenger RNA. Its product is annotated as TIR-only protein-like. NCBI's taxonomy places the organism in Eukaryota, Viridiplantae, Streptophyta, Magnoliopsida, Sapindales, Anacardiaceae. The coding region runs from base 1 to 621 and encodes 206 amino acids. Gene Ontology annotation, biological process: signal transduction. The transcript has 2 exons. The record is from RefSeq and is a predicted model, not a curated record.